Molecule: messenger RNA, 2716 nt
Organism: Cebus imitator (Panamanian white-faced capuchin)
Lineage: Eukaryota; Metazoa; Chordata; Mammalia; Primates; Cebidae
Product: ubiquitin carboxyl-terminal hydrolase 45-like
Exons: 8
Coding region: 720-2195 (491 amino acids)
Biological process (GO): protein deubiquitination
Cellular component (GO): cytosol; nucleus
Molecular function (GO): cysteine-type deubiquitinase activity; cysteine-type endopeptidase activity
Source: RefSeq, a predicted model, not a curated record
UAUUAUUUCUAUGAAACUUGAAGAUUAAGGCUCAAAAAAUAAGUUUGAAAGAGGAGUGAAUAGGUUUGUUAAUAUACUUUUUCCUCCCAUGGUUUACGAUGGAAAGUUUCAAAUUUUUAUUAAAGUAGAGAGAAUAGUAUAAUACAUCCCCUUACACCUUUUACCCAACUUAAACUGCAUUCAUGGUUUAUGUUUAAUCUAUUUUCUCCCAACCUCAGGUUAUUUUAAAGCAACUCAUAGGCAUGCUUUUUAAAAUUUAUAAAUAUUUCCUGAGGAGAAUAAUUUUAACUUUUAAAAAUGUAACCAUGUUCUUAACUGAGUUCUUAAUUUCCUAUGUUAAUUCCUUACACUUGCCUUUUACGACUCUGUUAUUUUCAUAGCCGUGAUCCUGGCAUCCCUAGUCCUGAUAGCAUAAUCUCCUGUUCUAUUCUUCUGUAUACUUAUAGGUUAGACAUGAGGGUUUAUAAGUUUUAAUGGGAGUGGUUGAGGUGUGGUAUGAAUAGUGGUUAUUGCUUUAUUUGUUUUACCUCUUAAAAACAGUUAAUUAUUUCUUGGAGACUGAAGUAGUUGAUAGUUGUAAUUCCUCUACAAAAUCAUAAAGGAGGAAGACAUUAGAACAUUGUAUAUAUAGUAUAUAUUAUUACAUGUAGUACAGAUUAUCUUAUUCACAUUACUUUCUUUUGAAUAACCAGAAGAUAGCAUAGUAUACUGUUAGAUGGAUGGUUGACAUGUUUUUUGCAUUAAAAAGUAUGACUUUUACAGCAUAUGGAAAAGAAGGUGUGAAAAUGAACUUCAUAGAUCGGAUCUUUAUUGGUGAAUUAACUAGCACGGUCAUGUGUGAAGAAUGUGCAAAUAUCUCCAUGGUGAAAGAUCCAUUCAUUGAUAUUUCACUUCCUAUAAUAGAAGAAAGGGUUUCAAAACCUUUACUUUUGGGAAGAACGAAUAAAUACAGAAGUUUACAGGAGACAGAUCAUGAUCGAUGCAGUGGCAGUGUUGCUAUAGAAAAUAUUCCUCAACCUAGAGCUGCCAAAAAGCAUUCUUCACCUAAAGAUAAGAAUCAACUAAUUCAUGACCGAAAACGUAUUAAAAAAUUGUCGUCUGGAGAAACUGUUGUCAUAUACCAGAAAAAUGAAAACCUUGAAAUGAAUGAGGAUUCUUUCAUGUUUGCAAGCCUCAUGAAUUCUGAGUCAACUCUGAAUGAAAGCCCUACUGAUGACAGUGAAAAAGAAGCCAGCCAUUCUGAAAGCAAUGUUGAUGCCGACAGUGAGGCUUCAGAAUCUGAAAGUGCUUCAAAGCAGCCAGGGCUGUUCAGAUCCAGUAGGGGAUCCGGCGUGCACACAGAUGGACCCCUUUGCCCUCCAUCAGCAGGUGAAAUGCUGUACACCAAGGAGACUGACAGUGGUGAUAAGGAAAUGUCUGAAGCUAUUUCUGAACUUUGUUUGAGCAGCACUGUAACUGGAGAUCAAGAUUUUGGCAGAGAAAAUCAGCCACUAACUUUUUCAAAUAAUUUAUGUUUUUCAGAGGGGAAGCAUUUGAGGUUCCAAAGUCCCCAAAAUGCUUUUCAGACCCUUUCUCAGAGCUAUAUAACUGCUUCUAAAGAAUGUUCAGUUCAGUCCUGUCUCUACCAGUUUACAUCUAUGGAAUUGCUCAUAGGGAAUAAUAAGCUUCUAUGUGAGAAUUGUACUGAAAACAAACAGAAGUACCAAGAGGAAACCAGUUUAGCAGAAAAGAAAGUAGAAGGAGUUUAUACUAAUGCCAGAAAGCAACUGCUCAUUUCUGCUAUUCCAGUUGUCCUAAUUCUCCAUCUGAAAAGAUUUCAUCAGGCUGGCUUGAGUCUUCGUAAAGUGAACAGACAUGUAGAUUUUCCACUUACGCUCGAUUUAGCACCAUUCUGUUCUGCUACUUGUAAGAACGCAAGCAUGGGAGAUAAAGUUCUCUAUGGUCUCUAUGGCAUAGUGGAACAUAGUGGCUCGAUGAGAGGAGGCCACUACACCGCUUAUGUGAGAGUGAGAACACCAUCCAGGAAAUUAUUGGAACAUAUCACUAAAAAGAAGAAUGUGCCUGGUUUGAAAGAGGCUGAUAGUGAAUCAGCAGGCCAGUGGGUCCAUGUUAGUGACACUUAUGUACAGGUGGUUCCAGAAUCAAGAGCACUUAGUGCACAAGCCUACCUUCUUUUCUAUGAAAGAGUGUUAUAACUAUUAAUGGGAAUGAUUAUUUAGGUCACUUAUUUUUGAAUGCUGCAGUGAUAACUAUAAUAUAUAAUGUGCCUUUGUAGUCUUCCCUCUUCUGUAGGAAUAGCAUGUUCCUCAAAUGGUCCUGAACUUUUUCACCAUUUUGGUGAACACUUUUAAAGUAAGUUUACUCAAUGCAUUAAAAUUCAUAGUCUUAAAAUAAAUGUGAAUUUUGUUUCCAGGUAUUUAUUCUGGGGGACAAAAACCUCCCAGAAUUUAUAGUAGAAGAAACCCCUCUAUGAUGUGGCUCAUUAUUACAAGCAUUCAGAAAUGAUGCUGCCUAAGUCAAAUCAUUCCUUACGACAGUGUUUCCUACGUGUAAUACCACCUUCCUGAACUCUCACAUAUUCUAUAUCAUGGUUAUUUUUUUAAAAAUAUUUUUAUCCUUUUUUAAUCUUUGUCUUGUUUUGAGCAAUCAUAUUCCAUGUUUUAUGUGCUUUUAUAUUUUUUAUAAUAAACAUUAAGAUAAAUAUAUAACUAUUAAA